CAUCAUCUCUAGUAGCGCAGUACAGCUGACCCGUCCGGUUACGGUGGAUAACCCGUCCCAGUAGUUGAUCAGCCGCGACACUUGAAGCAUCCAACUGCAAAUCGAGCGAUCCCGACGACGACGAAAGUCGCGACGACGACGACGGUGUGGGAAGGAGGUUAUUCGGACUUUGCGCGGAAGAUUGUCGGUUGUGUUGUUUGAGUAUGAACGAAGGAUAUCCCAGAGUUUGCGCCGACGAUCGUUGUUAACACAUAUGCUGGACAUAUGUUUAGUGCAAGUUUGAUCGGUGAUUUCGAAGAAAGCGUUAUUAAGUGACGAAUUUAUUGCGUAGUUUAGUUAAACGCGUGCAGUGGGUGACGAAGUCAGUGCAUAACGAUCUACCUACAUGCACAAGUGAUUGAAAACCAACAAUAGAACAGUGUGGAAAGCCAAACGAGAACGCAGUACAGUGAGUGGCGAGUGAAGCUACGAAAAUAAAUCGACCAGAACUGCAGCAACAACUAGACUGACGGACGACUGACUGCGUCAAAGAGAAUAAAAUGCGAGCUAAUUACCCAAUUUGAAUAAUUCCACGCUGCGGAAGUCAAACUCGCUCGGAGUGAGUUUCAUCUCAGAGUUGUGUCGACGUCGACUGACAGUAGUGCAACAGGUUGUUCAUACCGUUUCAUGCUUAAUCCGAUCAGUGUUCAGAAGUUUACCACCGGCAAACCGCCCCGGCGUUGAGAGAAUGCGCCAUUAAAUUGAAAUUUAUCACCAGACGACCAGUGUGUUCAAAGAAGUGAAAACUAGAGUUUCAUGAUUGGUCAAUUAGUUAGCGCCUAAACUCCCACGAUGGAACGAAUCGCCCAUAUGCUGACGACGGCUCUACGACGGAUCGCCCUGCCAACGGCGAUGGUCCUCGUAAUCACCCUCGGUGUGGCACAGCAAAGUUCAGCCUACCUGGAGGACCGGCCACCCGUCUAUCUGGAGGCCAAAGUUGGAUCGUACGUCAUUCUAAACUGCCCAGUGGAUUUUCCCAAAAACGAUCCCAUCCCGUACGUGCUGCACUGGAACAAGGAUAACAAACCCGUCUUCACCCUUUACGAUGGCAUUCUCAACACGUACGAAACCUACAUUGGUCGAGUGACACUGCUGAGCAACGAUCUUGUCUACGGGAAGGCUUCUCUGAACCUGACGUCCAUACGGGAAAGCGACAACGGAUGGUACGAAUGUAAGGUCAUCUUCCCGAAUAGGGUACCGAACAAGCGCAACAAUGGCACCUGGUUCCACAUAUCGGUUUUGGGAGGAACAUUGCUCAGGAUCCCACCGGUGAAUUCAACCGUUUUGGAGGGCGAUCCAGCCUUCUUCCAUUGUACGGCGCAGAAUCCGGAAACUAUGUUCGUUGAGUGGUACAAGGAUGGUGUGCCGCUGCUGGAGAUGUAUGACUUGAUCAAUAGGUCGACCUUUGGACCGGACGGCAGUUUGACGAUCCUUCCUACUCAGAUGAGUGACUUGGGAUACUAUACGUGCUUGGUUCGGAACAAAGCGAAUGACACGCAGGAUGCGAGUGCCUUCUUGAACGUUCAAUAUGCAGCAAAGGUUAUAUUCGCUCCCAAGGAAGUUUAUCUGCCAUUCGGGCAACCAGCUGUGCUAGAUUGUCACUUCAGAUCAAAUCCACCGUUGACGAAUCUGCGCUGGGAGAAGGACGGCUUUCUGUUUGAUCCGUACAAUGUUCAGGGCGUAUUCUACAAACGUAACGGAAGUAUUUACUUCGAGAAGGUGGAUGACUCGCAUGCAGGACGCUACUCCUGCACCCCGUACAAUGAUUUGGGAACGGAUGGAGCAUCGCCGAUGAUCAACGUGAUUGUGCAGAAACCACCGUCUUUUAUCCUGAAGCCUAAGAUCCUAUACGUGACCAAGAUCGGAGGAACGGUGGAGAUGCACUGCGAUGCACGCGAUCAAGAUGGUACGCAUGUUCCGCAAAUCAGUUGGAUUAAGAGAGAUGGCAGUCUACUGCCCCAUGGACGGUACCAGCUAAACGGAGCUAAUCUAACAAUUGAAGACAUCAUUGAGUCCGAUCGAGGGAUCUACGCCUGCCAGGCAACGAACGAAGCAGCUACCAUUUCGGCAGAUGCGGAGGUCAUGAUUGAGAACGUAUCUCCGAGAGCACCGUACAACCUGACUGGUAACAGCUCCGAUACGGCGAUAACCUUGCGAUGGGCUCCAGGUUACAUCCGACAAUAUCUUGAGUACAUCAUAUGGUAUCGGUUAGCGGAAGCACAGGAAUGGAGAACGUUCAAGGUGAACAACAAACAUAUCCUGGAGGCAACCAUUACGAAUCUGUUGCCUGCCAAGGAGUACGAAUUUAUGGUGCUCUGUCAGGAUAGUUACGGCGAUGGAAUGUUCAGCAAGGCAUUCAGAUAUUUCACGAAGCCCAAGGAAUUCGAACAGCCGGAAACCUUCCAAGACACGCUGCUCCAGUUCAACCAGAUUGGUUCGCCAAUCAACCUAACCAUCGAGAAGCGGCACAGCAACUACGAAGCUCGUUGGAAACCUCCGGAGCUGGGUCUGGAUCAGCUUCGGUACUACAUUCUGCGCUGGUGGGUGGAACCGCAGCAUAAGCUGCACGGCAGCCGGACAACUCCCGAGACGACCUAUAUUCUCGAGGACCUGGACGAGGACGAGCUCUAUACCUUCCAGGUAUUUGCCAUGUCCACCACCAACUAUACCAGCGGUAGCAACGAGGUUGAAAUCUACAUCCAUCCCUACCAGAAGGUCAAGGUCAUGACCAUCGGAGGGGUGCUUCUACUGCUCGUUUCACUAGCCAUCAUCAGUAUGCUGUUGUACGUGAAAAGGAAUCGGAUUAGAAAGCUCCGGGAGGCGGAGAAUGUAAAGAUAUGAGGGGCCAAGCGUGUUGAGUCAAUGAAAAGGCAGUAGACGUCGUGUUGUCGAUGCAAUUCCAUGAUAGGGUUAAGAAGAUUUAAUUUUAUGCUAGAAUAUCAUGUAUAACUCAUUUGUUCAUAGGUUAGAACAAGAACGUGUCUGAUUUUUAGGUUAAGAAUUAAUGUAGAGUAUCGCUUAAUAAACAGUUGCAAUAUUAGGUUGUUGAAAAUGUA
Messenger RNA from Aedes albopictus (Asian tiger mosquito), 3095 nucleotides. It is a transcript of the gene bdl, whose product is annotated as protein borderless. The record is from RefSeq and is a predicted model, not a curated record. Bases 832 to 2880 code for a protein of 682 amino acids. Lineage: Eukaryota; Metazoa; Arthropoda; Insecta; Diptera; Culicidae. Gene Ontology annotation, molecular function: protein binding. The transcript has 9 exons.